Molecule: messenger RNA, 1049 nt
Organism: Sapajus apella (tufted capuchin)
Lineage: Eukaryota; Metazoa; Chordata; Mammalia; Primates; Cebidae
Gene: CCDC196
Product: coiled-coil domain containing 196
Exons: 9
Coding region: 1-825 (274 amino acids)
Source: RefSeq, a predicted model, not a curated record
AUGACAAGUGGUGCAAACUCUUCAGGAUCUUACCUGCCCUCAAAAAUAAGAAGUUCUAAAACAGAUGACAAUUAUUUGAAGGAACUGAAUGAGGACUUGAAGCUAAGGAAACAGGAACUGCUAGAGAUGCUCAAACCUCUAGAAGAUAAAAACAACCUCUUAUUCCAAAAGUUAAUGUCUAACUUGGAGGAAAAACAAAGGAGUCUUGAGAUCAUGAGGCAAAUUAUGGCAGGGAAGAAGGGUGAGGAAUCCUCAGUCAUGGAGCUCCUUAAGGAGGCAGAGGAGAUGAAACAGAACCUGGAAAGGAAAAACAAGAUGCUUCAGAAGGAAAUGGAGAUGCUAUGGAACAAGACAUUUGAAGCAGAAGAACUCAGUGAUCAACAAAGAGCACCAGAGAUAAAAAACAAGGCAGACUUGCAGGAUGGAAAUGCAAGUGGAAUGCAGGAAAAGCAACAGAGGAAAAUGGAAUGGGUCAAGUAUCAGGAACAAAACAACAUCCUUCAGAAUGAUUUUCGUGGAAAAGUGAUUGAGCUGAGAAUUGAAGCCUUGAAGAAGUACCAGAAGGCCAAUGACCUGAAAUUAUCACUGUAUUUGCAGCAGAAUUUUGAGCCAAUGCAAGCAUUUUUAAAUCUCCCUGGGUCCCAAGGUACUAUGGGCACUACAACUAUGGACAGACUGACUACUGGCAGAAAUGAACACCAUGUGAGAAUUCUGGGAUCAAAGGUCUACACAGAACAACAAGGAGCUACAGGAAGUCAGCUUGAUGAUGCAGGAGGGAGGCUCUUUUUUCUGAGGUCACUGACAGAUGAAGCGCUGAAGAAUUAGAAGGCUUUCACUCCAUUUGCUUUGGACAGAUUUAAAGACUAGGUGCAGCCAUUUGUGUUAAUUAAAAUCUCUCAAACCUUUGUUUUAGUGCUGUUUUCUCUCUAUCCCACCACCAACCUGGGUGGAAAUGUUGGAUGUUUGGCCUUAAACAUGUAUGGAAUGCAGUCAUUUAGGGAUUCUAAACAGCCUUUGAUUAUUUUGAUAGUUUUGGGAUUUGAAAUGAC